Messenger RNA from Portunus trituberculatus (swimming crab), 3345 nucleotides. RefSeq names its product beta-mannosidase-like (gene beta-Man). The record is from RefSeq and is a predicted model, not a curated record. Lineage: Eukaryota; Metazoa; Arthropoda; Malacostraca; Decapoda; Portunidae. The transcript has 17 exons. Gene Ontology annotation, biological process: glycoprotein catabolic process. Bases 368 to 3280 code for a protein of 970 amino acids. Gene Ontology annotation, molecular function: beta-mannosidase activity.
GUAGUGUUGGCUUUCAUUGUUACUGGUUGGGCCACUCGACUGCCACCUUCCGUCAAUCAUGAAUACAAAAGCGGGUGUUAGAAGAUAGUGAACUGUGGAGGGCAAGGAAUAUGGCGUUUUUGAGUGUGGUAUAUAAGUUGAGGUGAUAGUGUGGCGCAGAACAUCAGAAUAUCAUUAGUUCGUGGUGGAAAUGAUUGGUGGUUAUGUAGAUUGUCAUAUUCCACCUCUAAUUUACACACCCUGACAGUCUCUCUCUCUCACAUCCUUACUGGCUCCAUCCACGCUGCCUGUAAAUGUACCUACAACUGGAGCAUUCUCUAGCCAUCACCCAUAAACAUCACCAUUACAUCAAAUAACCACCACGUCCAUGGCGCCAAAUCCACUAAGCCGAGAGGCAGAGGCGCGGCGGGAGGGGGCGUGGUGGCGUGUGUAUGCCCUUCCCCUGGCCUGCCUUGCCCUCAUGUGUGGUACUACAGCCUACCUCGCCUAUGCCUCCUACAGAAGCACCCACCCACAGCUACAUACAAUCAUCAUCAUCCCCUCCAGCUGGUCUCUACGUCCUGCUAAUAAGUCUUUUACCGUGGGUGGGCAGGUUCCUGGUGGUGUAUACUCUGACCUUCUGGCAGCUAAUGUCCUCAGUGCAGGGGAUCUCUACUAUCGCUACAAUGACCUGAAUUACCGCUGGGUGUCGAAGGAAAACUGGACUUAUUCCUCUGUCUUGAAUGUUGAUGCUGAUGUGCUGAGCCAUGCUCGGGUGGCGCUGGUGUUUGAGGGACUGGACACAGCAGCAGAGGUCUUCAUCAAUGGCCGGGGUAUUGGGAAGUCCACCAACAUGUUUGCCAGAUAUGUCUUUGAUGUCAAGAACAAUCUUAAGGCAUCCAGUGACAACAGCAUAGACAUUUGGUUUGAGUCCCCUCUGGAGUACUCCAAACGCCAAUAUGACAUCCAGAGUGCCGAUUACGUGGUGCCACCAAAGUGUUUGCCAGCUGCCUACCAAGGAGAGUGCCACGCCAACCACAUUCGCAAGAUGCAGUCCGCCUUCAGCUGGGACUGGGGACCGGCCUUCCCUAACUCUGGUGUCUGGAAGAACUGGAAACUCGCCGCAUGGAGUUCUCUCAUAGUUAGUGACAUACUCUUCUCAGCAGUACCUACAUCUCCCCUGCCUUCAGUUCCAGAUCACAGCUUCAAGCCAGGCUGGAAUGUCACUGUCAAAGUGUGGUGUGACGCGGCUGUGGCAUCAGGGGAGGUGUUGGGAAACCUCACCAUUACCCUGGGGGAGAUCAGCACCACAAAUCACCGGGUCACAGCUCAGGUCACCAAUUAUGAAGCCGUUCUGGAGUUUAACCUUGUAUUGUCUGAAAACCUGGUGGAUCUGUGGUGGCCCAAUGGGUACGGUGCCCAGCCUCUGUACCAGCUGACGGCCUACUGGGAGAAUGAAAACCGAAGAGAGAACUCCACCAAGGCUGUCAAGGUUGGCUUUCGAACUGUGGAGCUUAACCAGGAUUAUGUGGAUCUUAAUGACACAAGCAAAGGUCGUCACUACCGUGUCUAUGUGAACAAUGUAUUUAUGUUCAUGAAGGGAAGCAAUUGGAUCCCGGCCCACAUUCUGCCGGAGAUGGUGACGCCUGAGUAUACCCGAGACCUCCUCCAGGCAGCGGCGGAUGUUCACAUGAACUGCCUCCGAGUGUGGGGCGGCGGCAUCUACGAGACAGAUGUGUUCUAUGAGAUUGCAGAUGAGCUGGGGAUCCUGGUGUGGGAGGACCUAAUGUUUGCCUGCAGCAUGUACCCAGUAAACCAUGACUUCCUAGACACUGUGAAGAAGGAGAUAGUGACUCAGGUUCGCCGGCUGCAGCACCACCCAAGUAUUCUUCUCUGGGCCUCAAAUAACGAAAACGAGAAAGCUCUUCGUGAUAACUGGUAUGGAACAGCCUUACACUUCAACCUGUACAAGGAAGACUACAUCACACUUUAUGUUGACACAAUCAGGCCGUUGGUGCUUGAGUUGGAUGACAGUCGCUCCUUUGUUGUCAGUUCCCCCAGCAAUGGCAUCAAGUCAGAGAACGAUGGUUAUAUUUCCCAAAACCCCGGUGACAGACUGUACGGUGAUGUUCACUUCUAUGACUACAUUAGUGACGCCUGGAUCGGUGGCAGUACACCAAUAGCAAGGUUCUCCUCCGAGUAUGGCUUCCAGUCCUGGCCGUCUUUCAUCACCAUGAGGGAUGUAACAAUUGAGGAGGACUGGGACAGGGAGUCUCCUCUCAUGUACCACCGCCAGCACCACCCCUUGGGCCAGCAGGAACUAGCUCUUCAGAUUGGCUUACACAUGCACUUGCCAGCACAUGAUGGCUCCCUCAAAGCAUACCAGGAUUACUUGUAUUUGUCCCAGGUUCACCAGGCUGUUGCUAUCAAGGUGGAGACAGAGAUCUACAGGCGGUGGAUGAGUGAGAUCAAUGAGAAGGGGGAAGGCUACACAAGUGGUGCUCUGUACUGGCAACUGGAUGACAUCUGGCAGGGGGCAUCAUGGGCCUCCAUUGAAUAUGGAGGUCGCUGGAAAAUGCUGCACUACUAUGCCAAGAAAAUGUUUAGUCCAGUCAUCAUAACUUCCUCAUUUAUAGAGGAUGAAAAUUUAGUCGAGAUGUAUGUGGUCAAUGAGCGGUUCCAUAACAUGACAGAUGCUGCAGUGGUGGUCAACCUGCACCGCUACAACACACUGGGACCAGUCAAGACAGUCAAAAAAUCAGUUUUUGUGGAAACAGCAGCAUCCAGCCUGGUAGCAACAUUCAGUAUGGACAAGGACUUGGACCUAUUCACCCUCUGCAAGGAAGGUCUCUAUGAUGUGAAAGAUGUUUGCUUCCUCACCUACACACUUUUGGACAAUGAAGGGGUCCUUGUGGCCCCUGAAAACUACCAUCUCUUAGGCAAACCUAAGGAUGCUUAUAUCCCACAUGCCUCUGUACAGUCUGGAGACAUUACUGGACCCGUAGCCACCUCACAGAGCAACUGGACCUUCAGUGUGAAUGUGAAAACAGACUCUGUGGCCCUGUUUGUGUGGCUUGAGACAGAACUGCCAGGAGUGUUCUCAGACAAUGGGUUCCUGAUGGCUCAGGAAGAAGCUCAAGUGCAUUUUUAUGCUGUCAAAAAGAUAACUGUGGAGGAUCUGAAGUCGUCACUGACUGUCAAGUCCCUCACUGAUACAUACAACCAAGUUUAUCCAUUUGCAACUUUCCAUGAAAAUCGUGAUAUCCACCCUAAUGAUAUCAGGAAUGUGGUGUUUGCAUGAUGGUGCUCAACAGAUAUGGUUGUGCAUGAUCACUAUGGCUUGAAAUAAAAUGCCUUAACAGUCAA